AUGAACGGCAUUAUCCUAUGUAUUGCCUUGUUCGAGAUCAUCCCGCUUUAUGAGAUCUUCCCACUGGGCAUCAUCCACGGGAUCGUCUCUGGUGGCUUGGAAUCAUACUGCCGGUCCUUCUUUGGGCUUUUAAUUCCUCCUGGCAGCGAGGCGGCUUUCUAUGCCCUGUACGCAGCUACUGACAAGGGAAGCUCAUUUAUCGGGCCCGCUGUGAUCGGCAUUCUCAUUGAUGCAACUGGCCAGGUGCGGACCGGUUUCUUCUUUAUUGCUGUGCUGAUCGUGUUGCCCAUUCCAUUAGUUUGGAUGGCGAAUGCCGAGAAGGGUCGUCGCGAUGCUUUGGUCAUGGCGGAUUCUCUCAAAAAUGGGCAUAAAUCGCACAGAGAAGCUACUGAUGGUGCUCAGAAGGCUGAGGGAUUGCUGGCCCGUGAGUCGUAA
This is a messenger RNA of Penicillium antarcticum, 435 nucleotides long. Its product is annotated as MFS transporter family protein. The transcript is spliced from 2 exons. Gene Ontology annotation, biological process: amino acid transmembrane export from vacuole. The record is from RefSeq and is a predicted model, not a curated record. Lineage: Eukaryota; Fungi; Ascomycota; Eurotiomycetes; Eurotiales; Aspergillaceae. Bases 1 to 435 code for a protein of 144 amino acids.